GGCGUGUGGCAUAUACUGUUCCGUGGGGAGGAGGAGAAGGAAAGCAACAGAUACACGGAUACGCAACACAGCGGGGCUCCCGCGAACCGCGGCGGGACCGCGGGCGCAGCCUGCACAGCCUUUAUCGCCCUACGGGCAUGCUUCGGCCAUUCCGCGGGCCAGACCUCCCAGCUGACAAGACAGGACACUGGCGCUGACGCUGCGCCCCCACGUCACAUGGGAUGGCCCUACGAGGGCGGAGCGAUGGCGCAUGGGCGCCGACAGGUAUGUAACUGAUCUCACGCUGGGGGGUGGGGGGGAAAGGAGGAAGAAGAGAAGGAGGAGGAGGAGGAGGAGAAGGAGGAGCCGGCCGGCAGGCUCACUCACCUUGUGCUUGCCGUUGAGACGGAAGGCGUUGAUCGUCCCCGUGGCGCCCACCAGCGCGCCCGACAGCGCCGAGAAUGCGCGCGCCGCUGCCGUGAUGCGGCUCCCGCCUUUGGUGCACGACGGGCGCACUGGGGCGCCAUGUGGGCGCUGUCGGGUGCCACAGGGCGGGCGCGGCCGCAGGAAGCCCUCGCAACAAAAAAAAACAAGCCCUGCAACCCGCAGGCGGGAGGAUGCAGGUGGGAUGAGCCCAGGGCACUCUGAACGCAGCAGCUACUUGGACGGUCGCGGGAGGCCACCGCGCAGCGCGCGGAGCGAGGGAACCAGGGCCCCCAGAGGAGAAGGAGGAGGAGGAGGAGGAGCAGGAGGUGGGCAUCGCGCACGGCACCGAAGAAAGACGCCGUGCGUCCAGCAGGCACGUGAGCAGUGCACACUGCGCAAGCGAGGCAAAGCGAAGCGAACGCCGGGGUCGUGCACGCUCCAAGGGAGCCCGCCCGUGCUUGAGGGCAUGGCGUCGGGGCCGUGGCCUCAGAAAUGUGAAACGGAGGCAGACUCACUCAGGUGGCAGCAGAACGCGUGGGUAGUACAGUCAGGGUCUGGCACAAGAAAUCUCGCGUGA
Messenger RNA from Prorocentrum cordatum, 982 nucleotides. Lineage: Eukaryota; Dinophyceae; Prorocentrales; Prorocentraceae. The record is from the annotation of a GenBank genome assembly.